Messenger RNA from Orbicella faveolata, 3449 nucleotides. RefSeq lists its product as uncharacterized. The record is from RefSeq and is a predicted model, not a curated record. Lineage: Eukaryota; Metazoa; Cnidaria; Anthozoa; Scleractinia; Merulinidae.
AAUACUUUCAGGUUGCCAAGAAGAAGCCCUCGGAAUGGAAAAUGGGGAAAUCCCCAACUCUGACAUCAAAGCUAACUACGAGCAUAGUGUAGCUCGAGGGGCUACCAAUGCCAGGCUUAAUCACAGGCCAGGGAAAGGCAAAGCAGGCGCAUGGUCAACUUCGUUCCUGGAACAAGGACAAUGGAUUCAGGUGGAUCUUGGUGACAUUACAAUAGUGACCAAGAUCGGAACUCAGGGCCGAGAAGAACUGUAUCAGUGGGUGACUGAAUACAAGGUGUCUUAUAGCUAUGAUGGCGGUUAUUUUGAGUUUUACACGAACGGUCAAUAUGGCUCUGAAAAGGUCUUUCAAGGUAACAGUGACCGAGACAGCCUUCAUAUUAACACACUGGAUCCACCAAUCUAUGCCCGCUACAUCCGAGUUCAACCGGUAUCGUAUUAUGGGUGGAUGUCACUAAGAAUGGAGUUGUAUGGAUGUCGUUCAGGCUUUCCCACCCCACAACCCCCUGCUUGCCAGAAAGGAUUAGGUCUGGAAAAUUAUGCCAUUCCGGACUCCUCAAUAACUGCUUCAAGCUAUGUAGCUCCGGGUACAACUUUAUAUAUGCCGGGCAAUGGAAGACUUAAUUUCAGGCUUAAAGCUGGACACUAUGGGGCUUGGGCAGCUGGUAAUUUACGAGACAACAGUUGGUUUCAGGUGAAUUUUGGGCGUUUCGUUAAAGUGACAAUAGUGUCCACUCAAGGAAGAGACGAUACUUACGAAUGGGUGAAAAAGUAUCGUCUGACGUACAGUUAUGACGGAAACUUUUUCCGUGACUACCUGGAAGACGGGUAUGCGGAUGAAGUUAUGCCAAAAAGAUUUCUUUUACAUAAAAAAGGCGCUUUGCUUGGUAAUGGGUUCUAUUGCACUUCACGUUUGUUAACACUUUUAGGUUGCCAUGAAGAAGCCCUGGGAAUGGAAAAUGGGAAAAUCCCCGACUCUGCCAUCAAAGCUAACUACGAGUAUAAUGUAGCUCAUGGAGCUACCAAUGCUAGGCUAAAUCACCGGGCAGGGAACGGCAAAACAGGCGCAUGGUCAACUUUGUACCUGGAACAAGGACAGUGGAUUCAGGUGGAUCUUGGUGACAUCACAAAGGUGACCAAGAUCGGAACUCAGGGCCGAGAAGAACUGUAUCAGUGGGUGACUGAAUACAAGGUGUCUUAUAGCUAUGAUGGCGGUUAUUUUGAGUUUUACACGAACGGUCAAUAUGGCUCUGAAAAGGUCUUUCAAGGUAACAGUGACCGAGACAGCCUUCAUAUUAACACACUGGAUCCACCAAUCUAUGCCCGCUACAUCCGAGUUCAACCGGUAUCGUAUUAUGGGUGGAUGUCACUAAGAAUGGAGUUGUAUGGAUGUCGUUCAGGCUUUCCCACCCCACAACCCCCUGCUUGCCAGGAAGGAUUAGGUCUGGAAAAUUAUGCCAUUCCGGACUCCUCAAUAACUGCUUCAAGCUAUGUAGCUCCGGGUACAACUUUAUAUAUACCGGGCAAUGGAAGACUUAAUUUCAGGCUUAAAGCUGGACACUAUGGGGCUUGGGCAGCUGGUAAUUUACGAGACAACAGUUGGUUUCAGGUGAAUUUUGGGCGUUUCGUUAAAGUGACGAUAGUGUCCACUCAAGGAAGAGACGAUACUUACGAAUGGGUGAAAAAGUAUCGUCUGACGUACAGUUAUGACGGAAACUUUUUCCGUGACUACCUGGAAGACGGUUCUGUCAAGGAAUUUGAAGGCAAUAAGGAUAGAUUCUCAAUUGUGAGUCACAAGCUAAAGAAUCCUAUUAUUGCACGCUUCAUCCGAAUCAAUCCAUUGGAAUACCACGUCUGGAUUUCAAUGAGGGCUGAUUUCUAUGGUUGUAAAUCAGGCUUCCAAAUACCUCAAGAGGUCAGUUGCAAGGAUCCACUAGGGAUGCAAGAUAAGUUAAUUCCAGAUUCCGCUAUAACAGCCUCCACUACACUGGCCCCUGGGACUUUACUGUACGCUCCUGGUAAUGCUAGGCUGCACUAUAAGGGAGGAGUUGGACGUUAUGGAGGCUGGAUACCAGCAGUGAGUGAUCAUAGUCAGUGGCUUCAGAUCAAUUUUGGAAGAGACACACAAGUGACUGGCAUUGCCACGCAGGGUUUUUACCAUGCGGUUUACUAUGUCAAGAGUUACACGCUUCAAUACAUUGAUGACCGCGGUUUUCUUCAGCAAUAUCAGCCAGAAACACAUACCAAGACUUUUAAAGCCAACAAUGAUAAAGACAGCGUUGUCAAAUAUGACCUGAUUCCACCAAUUACCACAAGGACCAUAAGAAUCAUUCCUGAGGCCUGGUUCAUUCUCAUCGCUUUGCGUGUAGAGCUGUACGGAUGUAAAGCAAAUAAUGGCGGGUACUCUCAGUGGGGUGAUUGGACUGAGUGUUCCGUAACUUGUGGUACUGGUCAUCGCUAUCGAAGGCGUUAUUGCACAAAUCCUCCUCCAAGCCCUGGUGGUAAGGAUUGUUCUGGUCUGGGACCUGAUACCCUCACAGAAGAAUGCAACAGUGGAGGUUGUCCAGUAAAUGGUAAUUACUCCGAUUGGGGACCGUACGGCGAGUGUUCAAAAACGUGUGGAGGUGGGGUGAAGACACGUAAGAGGACAUGUACCAAUCCGCCCCCCGCAAGCGGAGGAGAAGACUGCAAUGUCCUUGGACCUGACAUUUCUACCACGGAAUGCAAUAUCCAGGAAUGUCCAGUUAACGGUGGUUACUCGGAUUGGAAACCGUAUGGCGAGUGUUCGAAGACUUGUGGAGGUGGGGUAAAAACGCGAAAACGAACGUGUACCAAUCCACCACCGGCAAACGGAGGAAAAGAUUGCAGUGUACUGGGACCCGACAGUGCUACCAGCGAAUGCAACAAUCAGGAGUGCCCAGGUAAGGAUAUGGACAAUAUCAUCGCCUACAUUUGGUUCAUCUUAUCAGCGACUUCGAAUUCUGGCACCUCUGAAAGCAGCUGGACUAAAACAUCAUGAUAAAGAAAAACCUUUUCCACAGUGGCUGGGAGAAUAUUGUUGAAAGCUAGGCUAGAGGCUAGAGACCUGAGCUAGGCUAUAAAACGUGCAAAGAAAGAUCCUUCCCACAGUGAGGCGGGGAGGGGAUUGUGAGGAGCUACAGUGUAGGUAAAGCGUUAGGCUAAAAAACAUGCAUAGAAAGAUUAUUUGCCCAGUAUGGAUAGGAGAGGAUUGUGAAGACCUAUUGGAGGCUAAAUGUAAGACUCCUGCGCUAGGUUAAAAAGUAUACAAAACACGAGCCUUUGGCCAGUGUUCCAGGGAAAAGGGUUUCGAAGCAUCCUUUCGUAUUACUUAAGGUGUUGGGAUUCCAUUGUCAUAAGCAAGAGACAUUUUAAAAAUACCUGAUUUUCUUUCACAUUUUUUCAACAGACAUUGAAGCCACCUUUUUUAUAAA